AUGACUGGUCGUGGAAAGGGAGGUAAGGGAUUGGGCAAAGGAGGCGCAAAGCGUCACAGGAAGGUGCUUCGCGACAACAUCCAAGGCAUCACCAAGCCGGCCAUUCGUCGGUUGGCUCGACGUGGAGGCGUGAAGCGAAUCUCAGGUCUCAUUUACGAGGAGACUCGCGGUGUCCUCAAGGUCUUCCUUGAGAACGUGAUUCGUGACGCUGUGACCUACACGGAGCACGCGAAGAGGAAGACUGUCACCGCUAUGGACGUCGUCUAUGCCUUGAAACGCCAGGGACGCACCCUCUACGGUUUCGGCGGUUAA
Messenger RNA from Neodiprion fabricii, 312 nucleotides. Its product is annotated as histone H4. Gene Ontology annotation, biological process: nucleosome assembly. The transcript has a single exon. The record is from RefSeq and is a predicted model, not a curated record. Gene Ontology annotation, cellular component: nucleosome. Lineage: Eukaryota; Metazoa; Arthropoda; Insecta; Hymenoptera; Diprionidae. Gene Ontology annotation, molecular function: structural constituent of chromatin; protein heterodimerization activity; DNA binding. The coding region runs from base 1 to 312 and encodes 103 amino acids.